CUGGCCAGUUCAGCGGGACCGAUCCGCAGGACACCCUUUUUCCUCCCUCCCUCGCUGCUGGCUGCCUUCUGGUGCCCUCCCUCUUCCACUGCUCCUGCCCGUAGCCGAGGGAACUGUCGCCGCCGGGCCGCGCGAGGCGCAACCAUGUCCGAGAUCAAGAAGCAAAGGGUGAACCUCCAUAGGUCUACAAAUGUGGUGUACCAAGCCCAUCACGUUAGCAGAAACAAGAGAGGACAGGUUUUGGGCACAAAAGGUGGAUUUCGUGGCUGCACAGUAUGGCUCACAGGUCUUUCUGGUGCUGGUAAGACAACCAUUGGGUUUGCACUUGAGGAAUAUCUUGUGUCUCAUGGCAUCCCUUGCUACUCACUUGACGGUGACAACAUUCGUCAUGGUCUUAACAAGAAUCUAGGUUUCUCUGCUGAUGACCGAGAAGAAAACAUCCGCCGUAUUGCUGAAGUUGCCAAAUUAUUUGCUGACGCUGGCUUAGUUUGCAUUACUAGUUUCAUUUCUCCUUUUGCAAAGGACCGUGAGAAUGCACGGAAGAUUCAUGAGAUAGCUGGGCUUCCUUUCUUUGAAGUUUUUGUGGAUGCACCUCUCAACAUCUGUGAGAGCAGGGAUGUGAAAGGCCUGUACAAAAAAGCACGAGCUGGAGAAAUCAAAGGAUUCACUGGAAUUGAUUCAGGGUAUGAGAAACCAGAAGUGCCUGAACUUGUGCUGAAAACCAACAUUUUUUCAGUGACUGAAUGCAUUCAGACCAUUGUAGAGCUCUUGCAAGAACAGAGCAUUGUUCCUUCAUCUUCAAUAAAAGAUGUUCUUGAACUGUUUGUGCCUGAAAAUAAAGUAGAACAAACUUGGGCUAAAGCUGGUACUUUGCCUUCUGUAAACAUUACCAAGUUGGAUCUACAGUGGGUUCAAGUCCUAAGUGAAGGUUGGGCCACUCCACUGAAAGGGUUUAUGCGGGAGAAAGAAUAUUUGCAAGUUAUCCAUUUUGGCACCUUGCUCGAUGGAAAGGGUAGAAUUGAUAUAUUCAAGCUUGAUGGUGUUAUUAACCUGAGCAUACCAAUUGUACUUCCAAUAUCUACCGAAGACAAGAAACGUCUGGAAGGAUGCAGUGCAUUCACCCUGGAGUACAACGGGCGGAGGGUGGCAAUCCUUAACAACCCAGAAUUUUUUGAACACAGAAAGGAAGAGCGUUGCGCGCGUGUCUGGGGAACCACUUGCUCAAAGCAUCCCCAUGUAAAAAUGGUGAUGGAAAGUGGAGAUUGGCUUGCUGGUGGUGAUCUCCUGGUACUAGAGAGAAUAAAGUGGAAUGAUGGACUAGACCAAUACCGCUUGACUCCCUUGGAGCUGAGGCAGAAGUUUAUGGAGAUGAAUGCAGAUGCAGUGUUUGCUUUCCAGCUGCGCAAUCCUGUGCACAACGGACAUGCUCUACUGAUGCAGGAUACUAAACGUCGGCUGCUAGAACGGGGCUAUAAGCAUCCAGUGUUGCUCCUACAUCCUCUUGGAGGAUGGACCAAGGAUGAUGAUGUGCCCUUGGACUGGCGCAUGAAGCAGCAUGCUGCAGUGCUAGAAGAACAUGUCUUGGAUCCCAAAUCCACUGUGGUUGCAAUUUUCCCUUCUCCUAUGUUGUAUGCUGGCCCAACGGAGGUCCAGUGGCACUGUAGGUCUCGAAUGAUUGCUGGUGCCAACUUCUACAUUGUGGGUCGAGAUCCAGCAGGUAUGCCUCAUCCAGAGACCAAGAAAGACCUGUAUGAACCCACACAAGGUGGAAAGGUGCUUAGCAUGGCUCCAGGACUGACCUCUGUGGAAAUAAUUCCCUUCCGAGUAGCUGCAUACAACAAAGUACAAAAAGCAAUGGUUUUCUACGAUCCCGACAGAAACAAUGAAUUUGAUUUCAUUUCUGGCACACGCAUGAGAAAGUUGGCUCGUGAAGGUGAAAAUCCCCCUGAUGGAUUCAUGGCACCAAAAGCAUGGAAAGUGUUGACAGAAUACUACACAUCGCUGGGAAAAAAUAAUUAAUUCUGCUGUUUCCGCAAAGUGCCUCUAUUUUAAAUACGAGCUCUGUUCAUUGAUCAAUAUGUUAUGAUGCUUCACCUAGUCUGAAAUUUUUUGGUUGCUGGGCAUUUUCUUUCUGGGCCAAAUAAUGGUUCUGGACCAAUUUUUCCAUUUUUAGUGUGUAAAUAGGCAAUUUCUUCUGAGUUUAAAAGGAAUGCCAUUAAACAUGUUUUUCCUAUAUACAUCAAAAAAUAAGAUCGAAAUAAUAAGAGUUCAAAGCCAUAUUCUUAUAGGGAUCCAAAGCCAGCUUUGUCAACCUUUGCCAAAAACGUUAUUGAAACUAUGCAAUUAUGCAAAUUAUCACAUGCUCUAUUUUUUCUUGAUGCUAUAAAGUGACUGCCUAGAAAAAGCAGGGGCUAAACUAUGACUUUCCCAUUGUGUUUUUUUGGCCUCAACAUGACUUUUCAUUGCCUGUUGUGGUGGAGGGAGGAUUUCAUGAUAUGUCAUUUUUAGAUGAUGAUGAUGAUGAUAAUAAUGAUGAUGAUGAAGAAGAAGAGGAGGAGGAGGAAGAGGAGGAGGAAGUUGUUAGUGUUGGUGUCAUGAAUAAUCAACAUUUCUUAACGAGAAUUCCAUGGCAGUUUUCUCUCCGAAACAGGUCACAAAGCUGUGCUGGUUCUAAGAAACUUCUUUAUAUAUAGCCUUAAUGGUCAACCUGGCCAUGAUGUUUUGUUCCGAAAUGUACUUCCCCAACCUUGACAUCAAGUUGCUUUAUAUCCUUGGCCAAAUUCUUUCAUGUAGGACAUCCACAAGCACUUCUCCCUCAACCUGAUGUUAAUAACGUAACGACAGACUAAAUGAUUGCCCUUUCAGAGCUCCUCUCAGCCCUUCAAGGUAGACCAGACUAGGAAACCAAAGUCAUGUAGGCCAGUGCUACUUUUAUUGUAAAGAUAUAGUAACAGAAUAUUGCAAGUCUGAAUGUGUUUUCCCCCUCCUUCUCUUUAUCUUUGUGAGAACUAGAGAGGGUCUUGUCUGAGACUUUUCUCAGGUUACAUUACUGCCUCAGACUCAUCCCUCUUUUAUCUGACUGUUGUCUUGGUAGCGGCUCUUCCUCCUGUCCCUCAAGGCCAUUCCCUUUCCCCACUACUGCUCCCCAAGUCAGCACCCUGCCACGAUCACCUUAGCUUACCCAAUGGAAGGGCUGACUUUGACCGGAGAAGCUUCCCUGAGAGGCACGGACUCAUUCCUAGCCAUCUUCCAAGGGUGUCCACAGAAAGUGGCAUCAAAAAAGUAAAGAUGGCAGCUACAACCAUGUGAUUGAAGCUCCAUCCUUUUUUACUGAAUCAGUUUAUCCAAUGAUAAAUUGAACUUCUCUAGGUGAGUAAAUCUGGUUGAAGGUGCCUUUAAAGAAAAAAAAUGGCUAAUAACUGGUUUAAAGGAGUGGUUCCUCCUAUAUUUCAGAUUACUAUUUGGCUGUUAAAGAGACCUAGAGAACAUCUGCAUUUCUUUCAAAUGAUUCAUGUACACAAUUGCCCGAUAGCUUAGUAUUUUUUCUGGCAUCCGGUCUUAUCAUCAUCUAAGAGAAGCUCUUAAAUCUGGAAAAAAAUUUCCAGAGGCACCAUAAGGCAACUUCAAUCUUGGAGUAAAUACCCCAGGAAAACCUUUUGCAUUUUGUCUUGAACUGAACAUAAUUCCUGUAUUUUUAACCCAUUUCUUCUUGAUUAGGAGCAAAUAAGCACCAACAUAAUCAUGGCUGAUGAAUCCCAAAUUAUGUGCUUUGUUCCAGAAUUUGCUCAUAAGGGCAAAAAACAUGUUUUAGCUGUAUUUUCCCCCGUAUAUAACUGAUUCAGUUAGAAUUAACUGACACAUUCCUUUUGCAUCUUAAUGCUUCAAACAUGAAUGCUAAAUGUGGUUUAGGAUAGUAUACCCUUCUGAUAUUUCAUUGUGUUUUUUUUAAAGAUAAAAUCUACAAUCAGCUCCUUUUGCUAUUGUGCUGCUAUUUAGUGUGGUGUUCAGUGGCAAGGAGAUAAACCAGAAUAGCCCAUCAUGAAAAUCACUAAGUGGGAAGACAUAAUGCACUUUGCUGCAGCUGCAACACACUGACUUGCCCACCUUACAAGGUUGUUGUAAGGAUAAUCUGUGAGCUUUGUGUAGUUCAAGGACUUUACAUAUGCUAUUUUUCCACCGAGUCUGAGAUGGCCCUGCUUUUGAGCAUACUCCUGGGGCUCUUCUACCACUGGAUGCAAAUUUAGCUGCUGCUAUGAUUGAACAGGAGGAUGCCUCUGAAACCCAUGUCCAAAAUCAAGGGCUAUUUAAAACUCUGUUAGAAUAAAACAACCUGGCCUCUGCUGGGUAUUAUCUACCAAGCAAGUGCAGCCGCUACCUGUAUUUUCACAACUGGGGAAUCGUUGCAUUAAAUGUCUUCAAUGUAUUAUUUAUUUUUCUAAGUUUUAUGACGUACAUCUUCAUUUGGAAACACAAUUCAAGGUGCUGUCUAUACAACUUGGAAUCAGUACAGCAUCAAGCCAAGCAUAUUGAUUAUUAACAGUAGAACUGGAAAGAAUAAAAAUUAUGCAAUUUAAAAUAUAUUAAUUGGAAAUCCACAUGUGCUCUGGAACCUUCAUCUGUCCAUCCAUCCAUCUUUUGUGUAUAAGUAUUCAUACUUUUGGAAUUUCUUCCCACUGCCAUUCCCACAAUAUGGAAAACUGAUUCAGAUCGUGGAUUAUAGGGCUUAGAUUGGAUUGUGGUCAUAAUUUGGGCAUUUAUAUUAGCUACAAAUAUGUCAAGUUUCUUCUGGUCAAUGGUUUUUCACCAUUUUUGUCCAGAAACAAAUUGGAAAAUUGUUUUACUUAUUUUUAUGUAGCAAUUAUGCAACAGUCAUUUUUAUAGUCUAAAAUAUAUAUAUUUGAAAAUGCUUUUUAAAACAUUUCCAGCAUUUAACACUUUUGGAAUCUUUGGGACCAAGAGAAUGAAACGGGUUUCCUUUAUUUUUUUCUCAGUUGAAUGCAGUUGGUAAGCAGUAUACAUCCUGUAAAUUGCAUUGAACAGAAUACAGAUAGCCAGCAUCAUUGGUAGAUCCCACAUUGCUGACUAAUCGAUAUUAGCACAGUGCCUUUUAUAUCCAAGACCUCUGGAAGGGACCUUGAAAGACAUCUUCUUGCCUUUGUAAUCUAAAUGUUUAUAGUGCCAAUAUAUUUUUCCAUGUUUUUAACCUUAUAGAACUAGAGUCCAAAUAAGUCCAAAUAUAUAUGUCAUACUGUGCCUUUACCUCUUUUUACAAAAAUAUGUCCUAUAUUUUAUAACGUAUUUAUUGCAGACUCGAAACCGACAUGUAUGCCUUAACUGUUGCAUCUCUUGAUGAAAAUAUCUUAUCAGUUUGGCCUUCUAUUACUAAAAUUAAUUUUGGUGACAAUAAAUAUUUCACUGUUUAAAUGUU
This is a messenger RNA of Python bivittatus (Burmese python), 5428 nucleotides long. It is a transcript of the gene PAPSS2, whose product is annotated as 3'-phosphoadenosine 5'-phosphosulfate synthase 2. Gene Ontology annotation, biological process: 3'-phosphoadenosine 5'-phosphosulfate biosynthetic process; sulfate assimilation. Lineage: Eukaryota; Metazoa; Chordata; Lepidosauria; Squamata; Pythonidae. Gene Ontology annotation, molecular function: adenylylsulfate kinase activity; ATP binding; sulfate adenylyltransferase (ATP) activity. The record is from RefSeq and is a predicted model, not a curated record.